AUGUACCCAUAUCAAAGAUCCGAAGAGUUUUCUGCUUCUUCUACAAAUGGAGCAGGUGAGGAAACUCCCAUCAACUCCAACUAUGGUUCAGAGGCUUAUUAUGGCGGUCGCCACACGCUAUCGCCUCAUGUCAAUCCUUUUAUGAAUGAACAUGAGCAAGAGGAUGCCUACUCUGAUAUCCUUGAAGAAGCUCCCAAUGAAGAAGCUGUAUAUAAUUCUCCAGAGAGACCUAGCUCUUCCGAAGAGUUCGUUUCACAAGACGAGUCCAACGUUUCCGCCGGCAGUUCUUAUAUGUUCCCCUACAACCGGGGGCAUCCAUUAGCCAAGCGUCAUGAUUCUAUCAUGGUUGAUGAGUUUGGCCAUGAAUACAUUGUUGAAGGUGAAAGCAUUGCUUCAACGGACGAAGCAAUUGAUUACGAUGCUUUAUAUGCUUCUUGGACUGCCGAUAACAAGGCUCCAAUCCUUGCCCUCGAUAUUGAAAAUAUUUUCAUCGAACUCGCUAUGAAGUUAGGUUUCCAAUGGGACAGUAUGAGAAAUAUGUUUGACUACCUUAUGGUUAUGCUUGAUUCUCGAUCAUCCCGUAUGGCUCCUCAAGAUGCUUUGCUAUCCGUGCACGCUGAUUAUAUUGGCGGUCCUCAUGCCAAUUUCAAGAAAUGGUACUUUGCUUCCAGAAUGGAUCAAUUUGACUUUGCCUCUGGUGUCCCUUCGUUCAUUUCUCGUGAUCCUUCUAAUCAAUCACCCGUCUCAGAUCUCUCUGCCGUAAAUGCCCUUUGGAUUUCUCGUAUGGAUGAUUUGUCCAGCUAUGAGCGUGUUGAACAAUUAGCUCUUUACCUUUUAUGCUGGGGUGAAGCCAACAAUGUUCGUUUUAUGCCGGAGUGUUUGUGCUUUAUAUAUAAGUUGGCCUAUGACUAUCUCAUUUCCCCUCAAUACAAAGAGCAAAAAGAUCCUGCCCCUAAAGAUUAUUACCUUGAUCAUUGCAUUACUCCUUUUUAUAAUUUGCUGCAUGAUCAACAAUAUGAAAUUCGCAACCAAAAAUACGUUCGGAAAGAGAAGGAUCAUGCUGAAACUAUUGGUUAUGAUGAUGUCAAUCAAAUGUUUUGGCAUGCUAGCGGCAUCAAGCGCAUUAAGCUUCUUGAUGGCUCCGGAAUCAUGAAAGCACUUCCCUCUGCUAGAAUUCACUUGCUCGAUCAAGUUCAGUGGAGUCGCAUUUGUUAUAAAUCAUAUAGGGAGUCUCGUACUUGGUUACAUUUUAUAACCAACUUCAACCGUAUUUGGAUUUUGCAUCUUUGCGUCUUUUGGUAUUUUACUGUUCAUAACUCUCCCACCAUUUACACUCGAAACUUCCACUAUUUGGAAAAUACUCAGCCUUCUCGUGCCGCAAAAUGGAGUGCACCUGCGCUUGCCGGUGCCGUUGCCUCCUUUAUAAACUUUUUGGCACUUUUGCUCGAAGGUUAUUUUGUUCCUAGAAGAUCUCCAGGUGCCCAAACUGUCUUGCCCAGGUUGAUAUUUGUAGCAAUCUUGCUUGCUCUCAAUAUUAUCCCUGCCGUUUUCAUUUUUGGAUUUUCUAACGAUCGGCAACAACAUUACAAAAGUCGUGAAAUUGUCGGCUAUGUUCAUUUCUUUUUUUCUAUUGCCUGCGUUGCCUAUCAGACUUUUGUACCUUUAUCUGGUUUAUUGGGUCCAAGGUUCAACUUUCGGGGUUCUAGAAAAUAUCUGGCCAAUAAGUAUUUCACCAACAAUAUUGUAACUUUGCCAUGGCGCCGUUUCCUAUUGUCAGUUUGUUUGUGGGUUACAGUAUUUGUAGCCAAGUUUGUUGAGUCGUACUACUUUCUCACUCUUUCGGUUCGUGAUCCUAUCCGAUUUCUUCAGAAAAUGAAACCUUACGAUUGCAGCGAUUACUUAAUUGGUUCAGCUCUUUGUAGGUACCAGCCCAAAUUUUUAUUGUCGCUCGUUUAUCUCACAGACUUGGUUUUGUUCUUCCUCGAUACCUACUUAUGGUACAUGCUAAUCAGUACUAUUUUCAGCAUCGGGUAUUCCUUCUCAAUUGGUGCCGCGAUUUGGACUCCCUGGCGCGUACUCUACUCGAAUUUGCCUAGACGUAUUUACUUCAAUUUAUUGUCUGCUAAGUCAUUGUCUACUGAUUUCAAGCCUAAGAUUUACGUUGGUCAGAUAUGGAACAGUGUAAUGAUUUCCAUGUACCGUGAACACUUGCUUUCUUUGGAACACCUAAGGGGCUUGUUGUACGAGCAAGUUGGAUCCGAGUAUUUCGGGAAACAGACUUUCCAAUCUCCCAAGUUUUUCAUGGAGUCAGCUAAAGGAAAAUCAACUAGGAAUAAGUACUUCUUGGCCACUUCAGAAGCAGAAAGAAGAAUUUCAUUUUUUUCACAGUCGCUUUCUGCGAAUCUGCCUGAGGCUAUGCCGGUUCCUAAAAUGCCUUCAUUCACUGUGCUCAUUCCUCACUAUGGUGAGAAGAUUCUUCUGAGUCUUCGGGAAAUUAUUCGCGAGCAAGAUCCCAUGUCGAGGAUAACUUUACUGGAAUACUUAAAACAACUUUACCCUCACGACUGGAAUUGUUUUGUUCAAGAUACUAAGUUGAUGGCUGGUGAGCCUAGUCCCAUGGAUAAUAAAGAUGAUGAAAAAGCUGAGGGGUCAAAAAAGAAGAAUAAUUUCCUUAAAGAAGACCUUCCUUUCUAUUGCAUUGGUUUCAAGUCUACGGCUCCGGAAUAUACUUUGCGUACUAGAAUCUGGGCUUCCCUUCGCAGUCAGACACUGUACCGUACUGCAAGCGGUAUGAUGAAUUAUUCUCGUGCUCUGAAAUUGCUAUAUCGCGUUGAACACCCUGCGUUAUUGGAUGAAUGUAGUGGAAACUUUGAAAAACUCGAGCACGAAUUGGAACAAAUGGCUUAUCGGAAGUUCCGUCUUUGCCUGUCCAUGCAGCGUUAUUCAAAGUUCACUCGCGACGAAUAUGAGAACACUGAAUUUCUUUUGAGAGCACAUCCCGAACUGCAAAUUUCAUAUUUGGACGAAGAUCCAGCUGAGGAUGGUGAGGAGCCAAAGGUGUAUGCAACUCUUAUCAAUGGCUUCUGUCCUAUAGAAAAUGGUCGUCGCUUACCAAAGUACCGCAUUCGUCUAUCUGGUAACCCCAUAUUGGGAGACGGUAAAGCUGAUAAUCAGAACAUGGCUCUUCCAUUUGUCCGCGGUGAAUAUCUUCAAGUCAUUGAUGCUAAUCAAGACAACUAUAUUGAGGAAUGUUUGAAAAUCCGCAGUGUCCUUAGUGAAUUUGAAGAGAUGGAUGCAGUUACCACGAAUCCCUAUUCUGCCUCAGAUAAGCAUAACUGGCCUGUUGCUAUGGUUGGUUCUCGAGAGUACGUAUUUUCAGAAAACAGCGGUAUUUUGGGUGAUGUUGCUGCUGGUAAGGAACAAACUUUUGGUACGUUAUUUUCUCGCUCUUUAGCCUUAAUUGGUGGUAAGUUGCAUUACGGACAUCCUGACUUUUUGAAUACAAUCUUUAUGACCACCCGAGGUGGUGUUUCUAAAGGUCAGAAAGGUUUACACGUCAAUGAGGAUAUUUAUGCUGGUAUGAAUGCUAUGCAGCGUGGUGGACGAAUCAAACAUUGCGACUAUUUCCAAUGUGGUAAGGGACGUGAUCUCGGUUUUGGUACGAUUCUCAACUUUACUACGAAGAUUGGUACCGGUAUGGGUGAGCAGUCGCUUUCACGUGAGUACUUCUACUUGGGAACUCAAUUACCAUUCUUCAGAAUGCUUUCGUUCUACUAUGCACAUGCAGGCUUUCAUCUUAACAAUUGCUUCAUCAUGAUAUCAAUGCAGUUAUUGAUGCUUGUGUUUGUUAACCUAGGCGCCAUGUAUCGUACUGUUCCUAUCUGCAAGUAUCAAUCUAGCGGUAGUGUCAAUCAGGGACUAUAUCCAGCUGGUUGUUACAUGUUGAAACCAGUUUUGGAUUGGAUUAGAAGAUGCAUUAUAUCUAUUUUUGUUGUUUUCUUCAUUUCGUUCUUGCCUUUGAUUGUGCAUGAUCUUCUAGAAAAGGGUGCCCUUCGUGCUGUCUCUCGUUUGUGUAAACAGAUUAUCUCAUUUUCCCCUAUGUUUGAAGUGUUUGUCACUCAAAAUUACUCGCAGUCAAUCAUUACCAAUUUAACCUAUGGUGGUGCUCGCUACAUUGCUACUGGCCGUGGAUUAGCUACUACUCGUGUACCUUUUUCAGUUUUGUACUCUAGGUAUAGUGGGGGCUCUAUUUACCUCGGUGCUCGUUUAUUGCUAAUGUUGUUUUUUGGUACAAUGACGGUAUGGACCACUCAUUAUGUCUAUUUUUGGUGUACAAUGUUUGCAUUGGUUAUAUGCCCAUUCCUUUACAACCCUCACCAAUUCUCGUUUGUUGACUUCUUCGUUGAUUAUCGUGAAUUCCUUCGUUGGCUGUCUCGUGGUAAUAGCAAAGGACACGACCAUUCCUGGAUAAGCUUUUGCAGAUUGGCUCGUACAAGGAUCACUGGUGUUCAGAAGAAGCAAAAGGGGUCACCAUCCAACAAGCUUGCGAUGGAUACCCCUCGUGCCAGAAUCACAAACUUACUCUUUACCGAAAUUCUUGUGCCUGCUUUCUUUUGCUUUUUCUCUAUUACUGCAUAUACAUUUAUGAACUCACAGCCUGGAUUGGAGGAUACUUCGCGCUCAGUGAACGGCUUUGUUCGUAUUUGGAUAAUGGCAGCAUUGCCUAUAGCUAUUAGUAUUGCUAUGUUAUGUAUCUCUUUGCUUGUAUCGUGUUGCCUUGGCCCGUUGAUGAACAAAUGCUGUAAACAGUUUGGUGGUUUCAUGGCUGCUAUCUCACACGGUGUUUGUGUUGUUGGAUUGGUUUUUACCUUUGAGGCUUUGUGGUUCUUGGAGGCUUGGUCACUUUCCAAGACGGUUUUAGGAUGUGUCGUAAUUAUCUCGAUUCACCGAUUCCUUUUCAAGUUAGUCGUUGUAUUCCUUCUUCCACGUGAAGUAUCUGGCGGUGAGACGAACUUUAGCUGGUGGGAUGGAAAAUGGAUUAGCAGAGACAUUCCCAUGAAACCUAUCCAAUUUAUUCGGGAGUUUUUCUGCAAGAUCAUUGAGUUAAAUCUCUUUGCUAUGGACUUCAUGUUGGCACACUCCAUCCUGUUCUGUAUGGUCCCUGUACUUAUAAUUCCAUUUGUGGACAUCCCUCACUCUGUUUUGUUGUUUUGGCUCCAACCUAGUCGUCAAAUCCGUCCUCCAAUCUAUACCCGUAAGCAAAACCAGCUUCGCAGAAGAACGUUUUAUCGCUACUCACUUUUGUUUACGCUUCUUCUCUGUACAUUUGUUGCAAUGAUUGUGGUACCGCUUGUUCUUGAUCAUAAAUUGGGAUACACAUUUAAGUUUAAUAACUCCAAGAAGUUCUUCCGGUUAAUGCAACCUACAAUGGGCAAGGUCAUCAACAGUAAUAAGAAUACUACCGAUUAA
Molecule: messenger RNA, 5469 nt
Organism: Schizosaccharomyces osmophilus
Lineage: Eukaryota; Fungi; Ascomycota; Schizosaccharomycetes; Schizosaccharomycetales; Schizosaccharomycetaceae
Gene: bgs3
Product: cell wall 1,3-beta-glucan synthase catalytic subunit Bgs3
Exons: 1
Coding region: 1-5469 (1822 amino acids)
Biological process (GO): fungal-type cell wall polysaccharide biosynthetic process; (1->3)-beta-D-glucan biosynthetic process
Cellular component (GO): 1,3-beta-D-glucan synthase complex; plasma membrane
Molecular function (GO): 1,3-beta-D-glucan synthase activity
Source: RefSeq, a predicted model, not a curated record